Molecule: messenger RNA, 1602 nt
Organism: Adineta ricciae
Lineage: Eukaryota; Metazoa; Rotifera; Eurotatoria; Adinetida; Adinetidae
Source: the annotation of a GenBank genome assembly
AUGAUAUCAAGUAAUGGUCUUAAACGUAAAUCAUUAGCUCACGCUCCCAAUUCAGACAAUACUAAAUCAAUAACAACAACAACAACAACAUCAUCGUCAACAAAACGAUUCCGUGGCACUGUUUUGAAUGGAAAAUCUCCGUGCAACGAUGAUCAAAUGUCAUAUUUAUCAUCUGAACAAUUGACAAAGAUGACAAUUUGUAAUAGUAAACAAGAAAUGACAUCAGAAUAUCGACAACUUCAAUAUGAAUUACAAUGUCAGGAAGCACUAUUGCUUCUCAUGCAAAAACUUAAAAGUAAUCAACGAAUAUCUUCUCAAACAAACAACAAUCAACAGCGAACAACACCUGUCAACGCAACGAAAUCAAAUUCGAGUACACCAAUCAAGCAACCAUCGAAUUCGACGAAUCGAUCAACUCCAUCUAAGCCACCUCAUCCCAAUCAAUAUACAGUUAAUCGAGCAAAUAAUGCCAAUUCACAGCAGCAAACAGCUAAAGUUUCUGUGCCAUUACCUCAAGCGACUCGCCAAUCAAACAAUAGUACAUUACCAGCAACAGCUAUUCGCUUAUCAACGGCAGCACCGACGACGACGACGACGACAAAGAGUUCGUCUGUGACAUCCGCAACAAGUAGUUCUUCGAAAAACAAUGGAACUAAUUCAGAUCAACAUUUAUUGAGUGCCAAAUUAGCGUUACGCAAGCAAUUAGAACAAACACUUCUACAGAUUCCGACACCAAAACCGACGACAUGUGAUUUGACAUACAUACCGGGUAUUAAUGGUUGGUCGGAAUUUUUAACUUUAAUCGGUCUUGAACAAGCAUUUAAUACAUAUAGUGAUUUUGUUAAUCGCCGUUUAACACCGGAAUAUUCAUUGAAUUUACCGAAUAUAUGUGCUCAGUGUGGUACCGAUUGGUCAGUAACAUGGCACGAAGUUCCUUCGGCGGACGAAUCCACUACCGAUGACAAGAUAUUUUGUGAUCGCUGUCGAAAGACUUCUCAAAAGAAGAUUCUUAAGCAGGAUCAUUCAAAUCGUCUGCGACAAGCGUUCAUGAAAGCAUUGCAGCAAGAAAAAGAACUCGAUGCUAAAUUUCAACAACAACAAUCAUCAACAACUAUUAAACCAACCAUACCGCCGCCGCCACCGUCGUCGUCAUCAUCUCAUCAUAAACAUUCAAGUAAAUCUUCAUCAACAAAGACCAGUUCGAAUCAUCAUUCUACAAAACAUUCAAAUAAUCAUCAUCAUCAUCACCAUCAUAGUGGUAGUAGCAACAAGACUAGCAAUAGUUCGGCGAAACAACCGAAUCCACUUGACGUAUUUGCAUCAUCCUUAGCUGCACUACCAACGAAUGAACAAAUAGAAUUAUUUCAAAAACAUUUCUUGUCGAAUAUGUUUCCAUUAGCUAUGGCCAAUCAAGCUGCUGCAUUGGCUGCUAAAUCGACUCAACAGCAACAACAAGCAUUAGCUGCGUCAUUACCUGCUAUGGCUGCAUCAUUGAUGCGUCAAGGCAAUCCAGCUCAGUAUCUACUCGAUAUGAUACCGCAGGCAGCUAAAAAACAACAACAACAACAACAACAACACCAUCAUCAUCGCCAUUCAAAAUGA